Desarmillaria tabescens is the source of this 993-nucleotide messenger RNA. RefSeq names its product acetoin reductase family protein. The record is from RefSeq and is a predicted model, not a curated record. Bases 124 to 957 code for a protein of 277 amino acids. NCBI's taxonomy places the organism in Eukaryota, Fungi, Basidiomycota, Agaricomycetes, Agaricales, Physalacriaceae. The transcript is spliced from 8 exons.
GGUGUCAUGGCCACCGCGUUACCUCCGUCUGAAUUGGCUCGUUUCACAAAGGCACUGAGUCCUCCCUUGUGAUUUUAGUUCUUCGAGAAUAGAUGAGUUGGAAACUCGGCUUCCCCUUUCCCCAUGGCAGUCGCCCUAGUCACUUGCUCUACUCAAGGCGUUGGCCGUGCAAUCGCUCUGAGACUCGCUGAUGACGGAUUCGAUGUCGCUGUGAAUGACUUGACUUCGAGAGCUACCGUCCUCGAGGCACUCGUUUGUGAGAUAACUCUGAAGGGACGAAGGAGUUGUGCAGUUCUCGGGGACGCAUCAUCUGAGGCUGAUGUGCAAAAGAUGAUUUCCUCCACCGUAGAGGAGCUGGGUUCCUUGGAUGUCAUGGUCGCCAAUGCGGGUGUGUGUGUAACGAAAAGUAUAUUGUCCACGUCUUCCGAAGAAUGGAACCGGAUAGCUGCUAUCAACAGCCAUGAUACUUUCUUGUGCCAUAAGUACGCCGCGAAGCAGAUGCAGGAUCAAGGACGCGGGCUGAGGAUCAUUGGUGCGUCGUCUAUUGCAGGCAAAAGAGGGCCACCAAUUAGUGCUGCGUGCCGCUCUUCAAAGCUUUCGGCGCAUGACAUUGGCGGUAGGGAUGCUCGACUCACCUGUGCGCUUUCUUCGAGUCAAGCGCCCAAGUUCAGUCGGUAUGGUGUGACAAUCAAUGCGUAUGCCCCGGCUCCCACCGACACCGAAAUGCGUAAGAAAGUCGUGGGCAUCGGCAAGACUCUCACAGGAGAUUGGAAGAGGGCCCAUGAAAAGGAUAGGUCCGGCGCACCUGCUGAUAUAGCGAGUAUGGUGUCGUAUCUAGCUUCCAAAGAAGCCCAUUUUGCUGUGACAGGCCAUCUCAAUGUCAUGUACCAUUGCUACGAGACAAUCGUCUUCCUGAGUUUCCAGAUGUCAGUCAACGGGAGGUCAUGGUGCAAGUAAAAAAAUAGGGAUGCGCACCAAGUUGUAUUAGUUCGG